AUGGUGCAAGCUGGGGUUGGGGGUCUCGACACUCCACGAACGAACAUCGGAGAUGAAACUUGGCUCGAGAGACCUGAUAUCGACUUUUCACAAGAGCAGUCUUUUAUCUCGCCUUCCAAGGACAACAACAAUCUCGUGAGCCAACUUCGGAAUGGCGGCCGACGCGGCGCGAUCAACCUUAAAACACCUCGAAGUCGCGCCGUGCUCAACGACCGGCGCAAUCUUCCAGCAGGGCUAGGUGGCGGAGAGUUCACACCACUCCUCAAGAGCGCCACAAGAAACAGCGCUCUGCGAAACGGACACGGCAAAGAGAAUGUCCCCGCCACGCCAGCAUUCCUCAAGCCUGGAGGCCUGGAUAAGAUAUCCGAAGACAUGACUCCACUCCCUGUGGGGAGUUCAGUCUAUGGCGGCUCUCGAAAUGGAUCAUAUAUGGCUGGCACGCCGAUGCCCGAAAUUGAAAGCAGCAGCGCGGCUUCUACACCCAUGGCAUUGUUGCCCCGACGAAGCGAAAGUGCAGGUGUUCUACAGGAUGGCAACCAAUUAUCAUUACGGGAGCAGGAGAAUGUGAUCAGCAGGAUUGAGAAGGAAAAUUUUGGAUUGAAGUUGAAGAUACAUUUCUUGGAAGAUGCUUUGAAGAAGAGUGGACCUGGAUUCAGCGAGGCCGCCUUGAAGGAGAAUACGGAUCUGAAGGUAGACAGAAUCACCAUGCAAAAAGAGCUCCACAGAUACCGUAAAUUCGUCGCCAGUGCAGAAAGCGAUGUCGAGCUCUACCGUCAGCAAUUCCUGGAGAUGCAGAAUAAGGUCAAGCGCAAGCACAUGGACCAGGGCGUUCGCGAAGAACUGGACCGUGUUCGGGUUACCUUGGAAGAGAGGGAGGCGGAAUUGGAACGGCUCAAGAGCCAAGAAUCGCAGGUGGAUGACUUGCAGGACAAAAUAGAUGACCUCAAAACCGACCUGAGAGAAAAAGAUCGAGAAGCCAACGACUUUGAAGACGAGAUCGACAACCUCAAAGAAGAUCUUGAGAAACGGGAUAAUACAAUCUCCGAGCUGAAGGCUGCCAUGGGGGAGGCUCAGCGCCGUGCCGCGGAACUGGAGGAGAAAGCUCAAGAGCUUGAUGAAGCAAACGAGAAGAUCAAAGAGUUGGAACAUACCGUGAAGGAAUUCAAACAUGAAACAAGGGAAACCAUUCAGGACCUGGAGCGCGACUUGCAACGAUGUCAGGAGCAAGCCGAAAAUGCCAUCGAGGACAAAGCAGAAGCCAUAGAGGGAAAGCGACUUGCUGAGGAAAAACUCAAGCAAGCAGUCCAAGAAAAGAAAGAUGCUGAGGAGAACCUGGAGGAAUUGCAGGAAGAUAUUGCCAACAAGUCAAUGACGAGCAAGGGCUUCAGUCGGCAAGUCCAAGAGAAGACCAGGCGUCUGCAAGACGAUUUAGAGGAACUACGAGAGAUUCAUGCAAAGCUCGAGCAUGAUCAUGCAGAUAAGACUCGUGAGGCGAAGAAGCUACAAGAAAAGAUCGAGGAUUUCAAGCAGGAUGCUGAGGUCAAGGAGCAGAAACUCAAGGAUAAACUCGAGAGUGUACAGAACGAAAACAUCUCUACUGUUCGAGAGCGCGACUCCUUGUCCAAGCGCGUUGAAAGCCUGCAGAACGAAGUCCACCAAAAAUCUGACGAGAAGAACCUCCUCCAGAUUCGCCAUGACGCACUUACUACGGAAUCGGCUGGUCUUCAGCGAGACUUGGCGAGAUUACAAAAGACUAUUGAAGAUCUCGAAGAAAAAUUGGACCAUGAGAAAACAUUGGCCCUCGACAAUGAGCGUCAAGUGAGGGACUCGUACAAGAGCGAGCUUGAUCGUUUGAAUGAUGAGAACGAGAACCUUCAGGCUGCAAUGAAAGAUCGCGAGACUCUGUACCGUGAGUCUGAUAAGGGUUGGAGUCGCGAAUUAGAAAAGCUCCAAUCACAAAAGGACAUGGUAGAAGACAGAGCUGCCAACUUACAACGUACGAUCGACAGACUACAAGAAGCCGAGGGCAACUUGUCCACCAAGGAGUCGAAGUUACGACAGGCUCUUGAAAGCGAAAAGGAGAGACACCAAAGCCAGGAGGCUGUCCUGAACCGCCAGAUCAGUGAGCUCAACGACGACCUACAAACCAGACGUCAAGAAUUCGAUGAGGUCCGCGUGGAAUUGCAGAAUGUCAAGGAAGAGCUACGUCUCAGCCAGCGUGAGCACAGAUUCCUUUCCGAAAAGGUCGAGGGACUCGAGGAUGAAGUUGAGAUUCUUCAGACAAGUCUCGACGAUGAGAGCGAACAAGCCAAUCAGGAAAUUGCGGCUGCGAGGCAAGAAUCGGACAAUCUCCGGCGACAAAUCCAGACAUUGAAGCAAGAUCUUGCGAAUGCAGAGUCUGUAGCGGCUGGGGCUCGAUCCGAGAUGGAGGCUUUCAAGGGCGACCUGCAAGCAGGUAAGGGCAGCAAGGAACAGCUCAGUUCCAGAUUGAGAGAGGUUGAGGCUCAGCUUGCGGGUGUACGACAAGAGAAGCAGAUCUUGCAAGAUCAACUAGGCAAGCUCAAUCUCGAGAUUCACACCCUGCGUGGCUCGAAAGCCGAUGCGGAGGCCGAGCGUGACGAGCUCAAGAGUCAAGUCAGAUCAAUGCAACGGCAAGAGGAGGAGACUUUUCGUCUGGAUCAGGAGCGGGUCGACUUGCGAACUUCUAAGAUGAAGCUUGAUGCCGAGGUGCGACGGCUUCGAGAGGAGAACAAAUUGGCUCUUGCCCAGCAGCAGGCGGUGGAGAAGGAACUCCAGCAGGAAAUUGACAGAUUUAACGCUGAAGAGACCCGCUUGAGUUUGGAGAUCCACGACUUGCAAAGAAUCUUGCGAGGCUCUUCGGAGAAGCGAGAGCUGGCAUCCGCCAAGAAGACCAUCCAAAAUCUCGAGGCCCGUAUCCAUGAGUUGGAGGCUCAGGUCGCCUCUGGUGAUAACCAAAAUGAUGCUGCUAACGAGUUGUCAAUCAUUCGCCACGAUCUCUCUGCAGCCCGACAGAAAGAGACCGAAUUCCUCCAACGAGAGGCCGCUCAAAAGGACGUGCUUCGAGGUCUCAAGCGCCAACUCACCGAACUCGAACGCAAGGCUCAUGAGGCCGAAGUCUCACGAUUCGUACAGAACUCCCCUCAGUCCUCUGUCAGCGGCUCCGCACGUAAAUCCGAACUGAUGGAAGUUCGCUCUCAGCUCGCUUCGGCUCAUCAGACUAUCAAGGAGAUCCGCGCCCAGCUGAAAGCAUCUGACAAGGAUGCCGGCCAGAAGAUCAAUGCUCUCAGUAUUGAAAUUCAAGCUAAAGCUACAGCUUGGGAAGCCGAGAAGGACGAGUUUGAGCGAGCCCUUGACGAAGCCGAGUUUGCAAGAGAAGAACUAGCCGCCAAAAAUUCCACCGCAGAGGCGACAAUCACUCGUCUCCGUGGCAAAAUCGAGCGUCUCGAAAAGGCUCUUCAGCAAGAACGUCUCAACAGCAAUGAAGACCAAACAAUAGUUAACGAGCGUCGCGAUCUUCAUGAGAUGCUACGCGAGACCCAGCUACAAGCCGAGUCCCUUGAAAUCGACGUCCAGCAACGUGAUGAGAAGAUCGCAGCCAUCACAUCCGCCGAGAGAGAUCUCCGUGCUCAACUCAAGCGUGUCCGUGAAGAACGAGCCCAGCACCAGUCUAAGGCUGCCGCUGCCCAAGAGCAAUUGCAGAAUCUGGAGCGCAAACAUCGUAAAGCCAAAGAGAAUUGGCUCCAGGAGAAGGAUAUCUGGGAUCAGGAGAAGAAGGUCCUCACCAAGGGCGUCCGCUUCGUCAACACAUCCCUCUCCACAAAUCCCGCCGAUGAGGCUGUGCCCGAAAACAUGCAGAAGACCUUUGAGCAGAAGGAACGUCUCCAUCAGAAGGUUGUGCGCGGCUUGAGCAUGCAGCUCGAUUAUGCCAAAGCGAAGUGUGCUCGUGAAGAGGCCUUCCGUGAGGAAGCUGCGUAUGCUAAGCGAUACAUGGCUUUACAAAUUGCGCUAUUCGAGGCUUGCAACCUUGCAGACAUCCGCGCUCUCGAGUCCGCAGGCGUCAAGCGCCCGGCUCCCCGGCCCAAAAAACCCCUCACCCUCCGCAAGGUAGCCAUCAUGGUGCGCGCCACGAUCCGCAUGCAAAAGGGCGCCGAGGAAUGGGCCGUCAGCCGCGCGCUGAAUGAUCGCAUCGUCGCGAAGCAGAAGCAGCAGAAGAAGGAGGAGGCGGUGCAGAAGCACCGCGAUCUGAGGGCGCGGAAGGAGCGUGAGCAGGAGCGGGGGUGGGGGUCAUCAUCACAGCGGGACCGGGAGGAGCAGAGAGGCGAGCAGAGGGAUAGGAGCGGAAGUACGUCUGGGGAACGGACGGGAAGUACGGUUGCGGAGCGGGAGCGCGAGAGGACUGGCAGUACGGCUGCUGGGGGGGACCGGGCGACCCGUAGCAAUAUGGGGAGCGUCAGGGGAGGUGCUCGUAACUAUUGA
Drepanopeziza brunnea f. sp. 'multigermtubi' MB_m1 is the source of this 4497-nucleotide messenger RNA. RefSeq lists its product as uncharacterized. Lineage: Eukaryota; Fungi; Ascomycota; Leotiomycetes; Helotiales; Drepanopezizaceae. Gene Ontology annotation, cellular component: microtubule organizing center. The record is from RefSeq and is a predicted model, not a curated record.